CCCACCCCCCCCCACGGUCCGGAACUCGGGGCAGGGGCAGGGGCAGGGGCAGGGGCACGAUGCGGGGCCGGGACGAGGAGUACGACUGCCUCUUCAAGGUUGUGCUCAUCGGGGACUCCGGCGUGGGGAAGAGCAACCUCCUGUCCCGCUUCACCCGCAAUGAGUUCAACCUGGAGAGCAAGAGCACCAUCGGGGUGGAGUUCGCCACGAGGAGCAUCCAGGUGGACAACAAGACGGUGAAAGCUCAGAUUUGGGACACGGCCGGGCAGGAGCGGUACCGAGCCAUCACCUCGGCGUAUUACCGGGGGGCCGUGGGGGCUCUGCUGGUCUACGACAUCGCCAAGUACCUGACGUACGAAAACGCCGAGCGCUGGCUGAAGGAGCUGCAGGACCACGCCGAUGCCAACAUCGUCAUCAUGCUGGUGGGCAACAAGAGCGACCUGCGGCACCUGCGGGCCGUGCCCACCGAUGAGGCCAGGAGCUUUGCAGAGAAGAACGGGCUCUCCUUCCUCGAGACGUCGGCUCUGGACUCCACCAACGUGGAGACGGCUUUCCACAGCAUCCUGACGGAGAUUUACCGCCUCGUGUCUCAGCGGCAGAUCGCCGGGCAGCCCGAGUCCGAGUUCGGCCCCAGCACCACCAUCGAGCCCGUGCGGGUGCUGCCCACGCAGCAGGAGGGCCGCCAGGCUCCCUGCUGCCAAAAUAUCUGAGCCCCCCCCCUGCCCCGCGCACGGAGCCGUCGCCUUUCUCACCCUCUACCUCUGCUCGCUGCAGCCCCCCGGGAACGGGAUGGGGCUGGGGGUCUCUUCUCCCGCACGGCCGCUCCGUGCCACCUUGUGCUGCUCUCCCCGUGUUUAUGUAGGACCUACAGGAAUGGAGAGGAAAAGCUCUCCCUGAGCCGCGUGUCCCCACCAGUGCCUCUCUUCCUCAGGGCUCGGGACGUGCCACCCUUCACCUCCUUGCUUUCUCCGGCCCCGAAGUCACCUUGGGGUGACACCCUAAGGCAGCCCACCCCUUGCCUGGUACCCAGGUUUUUGUGGCACCCGUGGGUGCAGCCUUUUGGGGAAGGUUUUUUGGGAUGGUGAGGGGCCAGGGUGCGCCCUUCUUUCUGCCUGGCAAGAGACUGGGUGCACCCAGCCCUGGGCACGGCUCUGGGUGCGGAUGGGGCGCCCUGCUGGGGGGGUGCAGGGGGCGAUUCCCACCUUGGACCCCAUUUUUGUGCCCUGAGCCCCUGCAGCGCAGCCAGCACAGAGGAAAAAUCUGCCCUGUCCUUCGGCCGGGUGCUGGGACGCACGAGGAGGGGAAAGGGGGCUCCCAGGGUGGGGGGAUUUGGGAAGAUUUUGCCACUUUUGGGGCUGUGGGAUGAGGACGAGGGAUUUGGUGACAGCAGGGCGCAGCCUGGGGACGAGGCUGCCGCUAGAUGGAGCGUGUGCUGCGCUCAUGGGGGGCUGCCAGCCCCGAUCCCACUGCCCAGGGGACAGAGCCGGGCCCCCCAGGGCUGGGACAGAGCCGGUGCCACUGGCGUGAUGGGCAGGGGGCAAUGCAGGGGUCAUCCCAUCCAUCCCAUCCCAUCCCAUCCCAUCCCAUCCCAUCCCAUCCCAUCCCAUCCCAUCCCAUCCCAUCCCAUCCCAUCCCUUCGCCCCAGGAGCGCAUCCCCUGGUGUAUGGGGGGGGUUCUCUCUUUCCCCAUCUGCCCACGGUCACCCCGUCCCACUUGGCAGGAUUUUGCCUUGGGGCACGGUUUAUUGACAAAACGGGAAUUUGGACAGGAUCCUAAAAUAAAGUUGCUGCUGGAGGAUU
Molecule: messenger RNA, 1799 nt
Organism: Anas platyrhynchos (mallard)
Lineage: Eukaryota; Metazoa; Chordata; Aves; Anseriformes; Anatidae
Product: ras-related protein Rab-11A
Molecular function (GO): GTPase activity; GTP binding
Source: RefSeq, a predicted model, not a curated record